UUUCUAAGUUUUGCGCUUGGCGUGAACAUUUAAAAACUCAAAAAACGUUGGUUACAAGAAAUUGGGAAGCAAUUUUGGCCGUUCUUUUGGCGCCUUAUUAUUAAUAUGAUGCCAGAAUAAAUCCAACUCUACCAGUCUUCCCCAUCCCAAAUUCUCCUUCUCUCCUGCAAUUUGCAAAUCAUCAAUUUAAAGCUAACUAUUCUCUCUUUCUCUCUCCAAAUUCAUCUUCAUCUUCACCAUAACAAUAACAAUAACAAUGACCUUCACUAAAAUUCCAAUUUCACCCUCAUCUCUUUGCCCUUGUUCUCGGAUAAACCCUGCUAAUCUCAUCAACUUACCCCCUAAAUCCUCCAAUUUCACCCUUGAACCCCUUAAUUUUACCCAUUUCCCCCUCAAAAACUCAAACUCAAACUCCCGUAAAAUACCCACCUCUAAAUUCACCUCAUUUUGUGUAUUGAAUUCAUACCCAGAUGAUAAACUUGAGACUUCCUCAAUUUAUUCAUCUGACCCUGAGGUUGUUUCUUUGAGAUUGGCAAGGUUGGUUUCCGAGUUCCGGUCGCUUUCGGAACCGAUUGAUAGGGUUAAGAGGCUUCUUGAUUACGCUGGGACUCUUCCUAGGCUCAGGGAUUCGACUCGAAAGCCGGAGAAUCGAGUCCCUGGUUGUGCUGCACAGGUGUGGUUGGAAGUGGAGAUGGAUGAGGUUGGUAGAAUGAGAUAUGGAGCGGAUAGUGAUUCCGAGAUUACUAAAGGCUUUUGUUCUUGUUUGAUCUUUUUGCUUGAUGGUGCUUAUCCUCAAGAUGUAUUGAAGGUUAAAGCGGAGGACUUGGCAGAUAUGAACGUAGGCCUCCCGGUGCGUUCGAGAGUGAAUAGUUGGCAUAAUGUGUUAAUCAGUAUACAGGAGAGAACUAAGAGGUUCCUUUUAGAGAAAGAUCAGGAAGUAUGCCAAUUGGAUACUUUUCUUCCUUUGGUUGUCCCUGCUGAUACUACAAAUAUUGUUAGAGGGGAGGUUUGUGUUCCCUGAUCUUUUGAACCUAAAUAACCUUGACGGUAAUUGGAAGAGAAAUAAUGAUUCAUAGCCGUGCUUUGUACAGACAGAGGCCUUACGACUGGUGGUAUGUAUUAAUUGGUAACAUUCAUGAUUCGGUCUCUUAUGGAAGCUUUAGCUAACUUCAUUUGACUGUCUAGCCAUCCUGAUACGAGAUGAUGUUCAUGUUAGUACUCAUGAUUAGCUUUCACCUCAAAUAAGUACUCGUGAUUAGCUAGAUCGAAUCUGUUUAAAAAAAAAAUUAGUUUUGAAACCCUGUAUUCUAGGUUUAGAAAAGACGUCUACCUUGGACUACUAGCAUUUACUAGGCAUUCGGUUCCCAUACUGUUGUAUACUGACUGGAUGUCUGUCUACGUUGUAGUACUGGCAUUCACUAGGCAUUUGGUUCCCAUAUUGUUGUAUACUAACCAGAUGUUUUCGUAGGAGACAUUACGUAUGCGGAAUGUAUUUGUAUAUAUUAUAGAUGUUAAAAGGGUUGAAUGUACUAUUAUGAACAAAGAUCAGAUGUGAAGGAUUACAAUGCCACUCUUUAACUUUCUUUUGUUUAUCCUUCACACUGAAAAAAGUAGAUAAUUGUGUUUUGUA
Messenger RNA from Beta vulgaris subsp. vulgaris (sugar beet), 1630 nucleotides. RefSeq names its product sufE-like protein 2, chloroplastic. The transcript is spliced from 3 exons. The record is from RefSeq and is a predicted model, not a curated record. Bases 257 to 1021 code for a protein of 254 amino acids. Lineage: Eukaryota; Viridiplantae; Streptophyta; Magnoliopsida; Caryophyllales; Amaranthaceae.